AUGGAGUACGGAUAUCUGAGCGGGGCCGGUGGUGGGUUCGAUGGUGGCUGUUUGGGCGGUGGUGGCGAGUUGUCGUGGGGCGAGCUGGCCUCCUGUGGUCAGAUGUCGCAGGCUGCGUAUCGCUACCAGGGCAUGAGAUACCAGCCCCCGCCGCCGCAGUGCGCCCGUCCCCAGGACACCACCAUGAGGAACCACCACAUCUUCCCGCCGGCUAUGAAUCUACAACCGGGUCUCCCAUACAAAGUGUACGGCGGGCACGAGGGUUCUUUGACCGAGAAGAGAAAACAGCGUAGAAUCAGAACGACCUUCACUUCAGCACAACUGAAAGAGCUGGAAAGAGCCUUCCAGGAGACGCACUACCCUGACAUAUAUACCAGGGAAGAAAUAGCAAUGAAAAUAGAUCUCACGGAAGCGAGAGUGCAGGUGUAUUGUUUGGAGUGA
Danaus plexippus (monarch butterfly) is the source of this 441-nucleotide messenger RNA. Its product is annotated as paired mesoderm homeobox protein 2B-like. Gene Ontology annotation, molecular function: RNA polymerase II transcription regulatory region sequence-specific DNA binding; DNA-binding transcription factor activity, RNA polymerase II-specific. Bases 1 to 441 code for a protein of 146 amino acids. The record is from RefSeq and is a predicted model, not a curated record. NCBI's taxonomy places the organism in Eukaryota, Metazoa, Arthropoda, Insecta, Lepidoptera, Nymphalidae. The transcript has 3 exons. Gene Ontology annotation, biological process: regulation of transcription by RNA polymerase II.